This is a messenger RNA of Paramecium primaurelia, 594 nucleotides long. The record is from the annotation of a GenBank genome assembly. NCBI's taxonomy places the organism in Eukaryota, Ciliophora, Oligohymenophorea, Peniculida, Parameciidae.
AUGCCAAUAUAAGUUUACUUUAAAGUCAGAUGCGAGACACAUUCAUCACAAGAACUUAGAAUUGUUGGAGAUAUACCAGCCUUAGGCAUGUGGAAUCCAUUUAAUAGUCUAAUUUUACAUACCAAUAAUGAAAUAUAUCCUUUUUGGGUAGGAUAAAUUUAUGAGGACCUAGAAUAAAGUACCAUUGAAUGUAAAUACUAGAUACUUUGAUUCAAUUUAAAGCUGUCAUUAUUGAAUGUGAUGAAAUUAUUUGGGAAUAGAGUGAAAAUAGGGCAAUAUAAAUUAGAUAUUAAUCAUAGAGUGUCCUUUUCUCUUUUAGUGGCACAUUCACAUAAAUGGUGAAAAUCUAAUCAUAUUACGAUUAACCAUCAGAUUCAGAAUCAGAAUCAAUUGAUAUAAGUAAAUUUUUAUAUUUAUAAAUAUUAGAGGGGGCAAGGAAAAUUUAUCUUUAAAAUUCUCUACAUCCUUAUGAUUAUGAGUUCAUGAGUUCAGUAAAUAAUUUAAACUAUUUAGGACUCGGGGAAAGACCUGGAUUAUUAAAGUUCUAAAAAAUCAAGUCUAAAUUCAAAGUCAUCUAGUUUAGAAUAAUUGGAC